Molecule: messenger RNA, 2297 nt
Organism: Fundulus heteroclitus (mummichog)
Lineage: Eukaryota; Metazoa; Chordata; Actinopteri; Cyprinodontiformes; Fundulidae
Product: gastrula zinc finger protein XlCGF57.1-like
Exons: 2
Coding region: 110-2086 (658 amino acids)
Biological process (GO): regulation of transcription by RNA polymerase II
Cellular component (GO): nucleus
Molecular function (GO): DNA-binding transcription factor activity, RNA polymerase II-specific; RNA polymerase II cis-regulatory region sequence-specific DNA binding
Source: RefSeq, a predicted model, not a curated record
UGGAAAAUAUGCUUUAAACCAACACACAAGAAUCCACACAGGACAGAAGCCUUUCUGUUGUGAUCUAUGUGGAAAAAGUUUUAGCGGAACAUCUAAUUUAAAUGCACACAUGAGAGUCCAUACAGGACAGAAGCCUUUUUGUUGUGAUCUAUGUGGAAAGAGAUUUAGCCAAAAAGCAAAUUUAAAAAUACACACGAGAAUCCACACAGGACAGAAACCUUUCUGUUGUGAUCUAUGUGGACAAAGGUUUAGCCAGAAAGAACGUUUAAAAAUACACAUGAGAAUCCACACAGGACAGAAGCCUUUCAGUUGUGAUCUAUGUGGAAAAAGUUUUAGCGAAACAUCUCAUUUAAAUACACACAUGAGAGUCCAUACAGGACAGAAGCCUUUUUGUUGUGAUCUAUGUGGAAAGAGAUUUAGCCAAAAAGCAAAUUUAAAAAUACACAUGAGAAUCCACACAGGACAGAAGCCUUUCUGUUGUGAUCUAUGUGGAAAACGUUUUAGCCGAACAUCUAAUUUAAAUACACACAUGAGAGUCCAUACAGGACAGAAGCCUUUUUGUUGUGAUCUAUGUGGAAAGAGAUUUAGCCUAAAAGCAAGUUUAAAAAGACACACAAGAAUCCAUACAGGACAGAAGCCUUUCAGUUGUGAUCUAUGUGGAAAAAGUUUUAGCCAUAAAGGAACUUUAAACAAACAUAUAAGAAUCCACACAGGAGAGAAGCCUUUUGGUUGUGAUCUGUGUGGAAAAAGAUUUAGCCAAAAAGCGUAUUUAAGAAUGCACACGAGAAUCCAUACAGGACAGAAGCCUUUCUGUUGUGAUCAAUGUGGACAAAGAUUUAGCCGAAAAGACACUUUAAAUGUACACAUGAGAAUACAUACAGGAGAGAAGCCUUUCUGUUGUGAUCUAUGUGGAAAAGGCUUUAGCCAAAAAGAGUCUUUAAAUAGACAUGUGAGAAUCCAUGCAGGACAUAAGCCUUUCCGUUGUGAUCUAUGUGGAAAAAGUUUUAGCCAAAAAGCUUAUUUAAAAAAACACAAAAUAAUCCACACAGGACAGAAGCCUUUCUGUUGUGAUCUAUGUGGAAAAAGUUUUAGCCGAACAUCUCAUUUAAAUACACACAUGAGAGUCCAUACAGGACAGAAGCCUUUUCGUUGUGAUCUAUGUGGAAAGAGAUUUAGCCAAAUAGCAAAUUUAAAAAUACACACGAGAAUCCACACAGGACAGAAGCCUUUCUGUUGUGAUCUGUGUGGAAAAAGGUUUAGCCAAAAAGAACAUUUAAAAAUACACAUGAGAAUCCACACAGGACAGAAGCCUUUCAGUUGUGAUCUAUGUGGAAAAAGUUUUAGCGAAACAUCUCAUUUAAAUACACACAUGAGAGUCCAUACAGGACAGAAGCCUUUUUGUUGUGAUCUGUGUGGAAAGAGAUUUAGCCAAAAAGCAAAUUUAAAAAUACACACGAGAAUCCACACAGGACAGAAGCCUUUCUGUUGUGAUCUAUGUGGAAAACGUUUUAGCCGAACAUCUAAUUUAAAUACACACAUGAGAGUCCAUACAGGACAGAAGCCUUUUUGUUGUGAUCUAUGUGGAAAGAGAUUUAGCCUAAAAGCAAGUUUAAAAAGACACACAAGAAUCCAUACAGGACAGAAGCCUUUCAGUUGUGAUCUAUGUGGAAAAAGUUUUAGCCAUAAAGGAACUUUAAACAAACAUAUAAGAAUCCACACAGGACAGAAGCCUUUUGGUUGUGAUCUGUGUGGAAAAAGAUUUAGCCAAAAAGCGUAUUUAAGAAUGCACACGAGAAUCCACACAGGACAGAAGCCUUUCUGUUGUGAUCAAUGUGGACAAAGAUUUAGCCGAAAAGACACUUUAAAUGUACACAUGAGAAUACAUACAGGAGAGAAGCCUUUCUGUUGUGAUCUAUGUGGAAAAGGCUUUAGCCAAAAAGAGUCUUUAAAUAGACAUGUGAGAAUCCAUGCAGGACAUAAGCCUUUCCGUUGUGAUCUAUGUGGAAAAAGUUUCAGCCAAAAAGCUUCUUUAAAAAUACACAUGAGAAUCCACGUGGAUAUAGAUUUGGCUAAAAAUCACAUUUAAAAAUACAGACGAGAAUCCAUAUAGGACAGAAACCUUUCAGUUGUGAUCUAUGUGAAAAAAGUUUAGCCAAAAAGCAUAUUUAAUUCACUCACUCCUCCGUGUUGAACACUUGUGUGGUUCCAAAAAAUUAAUUAUGUAAAUAACAGCCUCACGAGAAAAAACAUAUCUCUCUACAAUAGGGCUGGACGAUAUAGAAAAAAAGCUUAUCGAU